Molecule: messenger RNA, 965 nt
Organism: Klebsormidium nitens
Lineage: Eukaryota; Viridiplantae; Streptophyta; Klebsormidiophyceae; Klebsormidiales; Klebsormidiaceae
Source: the annotation of a GenBank genome assembly
AUGCCUGCGCCGAGGCCUGCGCUGAGGCCAUUGUGCGUGCCUGUACCACUUAGCAGACGGGUCUGGAGAUGCAGCAGCGGGUCUCCGGAAGAUGAGGAUUUUAAGGCACCAAUCCCUACCGCUCAGCCCCGAGUUGGCGAUGCUCUAUAUCCUCCGGCUUCGAGGGCGCCAGAGGAGUACUCGUUUGCUUUUGAGCCAAUUGACCCGAUGUUUGAUAGGGAGGAUACGGUCGACGCAUUCAAUUCGCUGCUCGGGAGGCAGAAUGGGGCAUCUUUCGUCGUGGCUGUGGGCCCUCCAAGCACUGGGAAGUCGACAAUUUUGAAGCGACUGAAGCAGGAGAAUGAGCUUGCCAGGGCGAUGGGAAAGAAUGUUGCCCCUAUGAUCCUCGUCGAUUGCAGGCGCAUCGACGUGAGCACUCCUGAAGCUUUCGCCAAUGCAGCCCGGUCCCAGCUUGGAGGGUGGUACUGGCAAGUCCGCCGCUGGUUGGGCAGACUGACCCCGAACCUGCCCUGGGUUAGCGUUGACAUGAGCCGCAAGGAGGAGGGUCUGAGUCGCUUGUUCUCGGACCUUGAAGCCUUUGCUGCGCAUCUCCCGCCCUCCUUCAGCCGUCCGUCGCUGGUCGUCGACGAGAUUAACAUGCUGCAAGUGUGGGCCAAGAACAGGGAGGACGCUCUGCGGCAGUUCAUCGCCUUCUGUGUGGCAAUGUCGAAGCAGGAGGGCAAAAUCAACAUCAUAUUCUCGUCAUCUGAUACCUUCGUCUUCUAUUGGCUGGCUGACUUCGGGCUGAGGCGGGAGGCGCACACGGUUGUCACGGUUGACAAUCUGGGCGAAGACGAGACGCGGCAGUACCUCAUCACGUAUCUACUCCCGAGGUCUUCAGCCCCAUUAGCGCGGAAGGAAGAGAUUGCCGCGCGCUGGAACGAAGUCUUCGCGGUGACGGGUGGGAAUAUGGGGGAGGUGAACAA